UGCAAGAGCAUAGUGUCCAAGAUGCUCCUGAGAUGUAUCGUUGCAAUGAAUCAUUGGCUUAGGCUCUACUCUUAAAAAACAGCAGUAUGAAUCCAGCUGCUAGAAUAUUAUAUUUUCUUUUUAAACGUUAACUCUAACUUAAACCUAAGAAAAGUUAAAUCUUGAUUUAAAGCGUUCGUGACUGCAGGAAUUCAUACUCUUUGGGUCUUUCUAUGUACGUGACCUUACUGAAAAACCCAAAGAGUAUGACUAAGAAAAGAUUAAUAGAAAUCACGUAGAUUGCCAUGUUUGUACUGACCAGUUUUAUGUCUGUGUAAAUGUUUCAGAUGCUGAAUAGUGAUUGGUUCAUGAUGAACCUGGUGGCCAAGUCUGGAAACCAAGAGCUCUUCAACACGUCGCUGUAUACUGGAUAUUUUCCUUGGUUAAACAUCAUUAUUCAAUGUGAUCGAUAUUUCUAUCAGCCGGGUCAGACAGUUCAGUGCAUAUUAUUUGGUGUCUAUGGCAAUCGCUUGCCUUACUUGGGACGCUUUAACAUCUCUCUGCAGAGUUCUUUGGGGGACGUAAAGAAGACCUGGCAGAAUGUGCAGGGAGAGAAGGGAAUUGUAUCCCUGCAGUACUCACUGUCUGAGACGGCGCUAGAAGGAUACUGGUAUCUGCAGGUGGAGGCAGAAGAGCACGGAACCAAUAGCUACUGGAAUGCAUUUGAAGUAAGAAACUAUGUGGAUAUUGUGCUCAUUGACGUCCCACGCUACUUCGAUCUCAGUGGAAGUGACGACCUCUCUGGAGUGAUAUCUGCAUGGUACCAGGGCAAGACCUUCAAAGGCACAGCAACUGUCACCAUCGGUCCAUAUUACAACUCUAAUGCAUGGAUUACGAAGGAUGUGAAUGUUGAUGGAAAUGGAUACUUCACUUUCCGCCGGAGUGAGCUUACACAGCUGUUUUUUGCCAAUACCUCAGAAAUAUAUUAUCCAACAAUCUCAGUCGUCAUUACCGAUGACGCAACAGGUAUGUAUGUUGAACUUUUUUCGCGCUGUAUGUAGCCAA
This is a messenger RNA of Petromyzon marinus (sea lamprey), 1044 nucleotides long. Lineage: Eukaryota; Metazoa; Chordata; Hyperoartia; Petromyzontiformes; Petromyzontidae. The record is from RefSeq and is a predicted model, not a curated record.